This is a messenger RNA of Meloidogyne enterolobii, 326 nucleotides long. The record is from the annotation of a GenBank genome assembly. Lineage: Eukaryota; Metazoa; Nematoda; Chromadorea; Rhabditida; Meloidogynidae.
UUUUUGCUGAGUAUAAUAUGUUUGGAUUAUUUUUAAUAAUUUACUAUUCUAUUGCAUUGCUAUCUUUUCUUAUGGUACUGUUUAAUGCUAAAACGGAAGAUUUUUUUACAUUUGAAUUUUUUGAGCUUCUGUUGCUAAAAACAAAUAUUUCUGCAUUUUUAACUACUCUUUCUCUAUUUUUAUUUUUUUAUCUCUUUUAUGGAUUUUAUUUAAGUUUUUAUUAUUCUUUAGUAUAUUCUUAUUUAAUUGUUUAUAAUUUUUUUGUAUAUUAUUAUUUAUAUCUUCACUUUUUAUGGUCAUUUUUCUUUUAUUUAAUUUCUGAAUAA